Pongo pygmaeus (Bornean orangutan) is the source of this 3641-nucleotide messenger RNA. It is a transcript of the gene SSTR5, whose product is annotated as somatostatin receptor 5. Gene Ontology annotation, molecular function: neuropeptide binding; somatostatin receptor activity. The transcript is spliced from 3 exons. The record is from RefSeq and is a predicted model, not a curated record. Gene Ontology annotation, cellular component: plasma membrane; neuron projection. NCBI's taxonomy places the organism in Eukaryota, Metazoa, Chordata, Mammalia, Primates, Hominidae. Bases 966 to 2060 code for a protein of 364 amino acids. Gene Ontology annotation, biological process: cellular response to glucocorticoid stimulus; regulation of insulin secretion; neuropeptide signaling pathway.
AGAGAUCCCGGAGCCAGCGCCGCGCGCGCGGACAUCGAGGCUCCCCCGGCCAGAGGGCGCCGCCGCCCAGAGACGGGGGUCUCACCAUGUUGCCCAGGCUGGUCUCGAACUCCUGACCUCAGGUGAUCCACCUGCCUCAGCCUCCCACAGUACUGGGAUGAUGGGCUUGAGCCACCGCACCCAGCUGGAGUAUCAUUUUUAUGAAUGAUUUCAAACACGCAGAAAAAUACAAAAACAAUGUACGAGCCGCCCCGUGGGGAGGGCAGUGUCUGCCUGGCCCUGUGCUGUGCCCCCACCUGGGUUUACAGAUGUCUGUCAUUGCUGCGGGGGUGACGGUCCCUGCGCUGGCCUGAAGAGAGGUCCAGGGGCCGAUGGGCAGCGUGCACCCCGGUGAAAGCCCCUCAACGCUGCGGUGGCGACACCACGUCCAGCCACUUCUUGGGUCGUCCUAGCCAGGCGCCAUUCAUCCCAGGCGGACAGGGGGCCGACCACCACUGCCACCUCUCUCUCCACUGCCACCUCUCCCUGUGUGUCCCAGGAGGUGCCACCUGCUGGGCCUCGGCCCCUUACCUGGGAGACGAGGGCAGCAGCACUGCAGGGCAGGCUCUGAGGGGCUUCGGGGAGACGACUCCAGGAUGCUGCGGCCAGGCCAGGCACCACCUGGGUGCAGGGGCGGCCACAGGGCAGCCGUCACCGUAUCGACAGCAGCCGUCCGUCUGGGCUCCCGGGGCCACCUGCCCGCCGCUCCUUCCUCUCCUGGCUUAUUUUCCAAACAAUUUGCUUAAUGUGAUUCCCGGCCGCGCUGAACAUGACUAAUCGUGUUUACCCGGUGAUUCCGCGCCUCCUGGCAGGCGGGGCUGGGGCCCAGGAGGAAGGAAUGCCUGCAUGUGCCGGUUCAGGGACUCACCACCCUGGCGUCCUCCCUUCUUCUCUUGCAGAGCCCGACGCACCCCCGGGCUGCCGCCAUGGAGCCCCUGUUCCCAGCCUCCACGCCCAGCUGGAACGCCUCCUCCCCGGGGGCUGCCUCCGGAGGCGGUGACAACAGGACGCUGGUGGGGCCGGCACCCUCGGCGGGGGCCCGGGCGGUGCUGGUGCCCGUGCUGUACCUGCUGGUGUGCGCGGCCGGGCUGGGCGGGAACACGCUGGUCAUCUACGUGGUGCUGCGCUUCGCCAAGAUGAAGACCGUCACCAACAUCUACAUCCUCAACCUGGCGGUGGCCGACGUCCUGUACAUGCUGGGGCUGCCUUUCCUGGCCACGCAGAACGCCGCGUCCUUCUGGCCCUUCGGCCCCGUCCUGUGCCGCCUGGUCAUGACGCUGGACGGCGUCAACCAGUUCACCAGUGUCUUCUGCCUGACAGUCAUGAGCGUGGACCGCUACCUGGCGGUGGUGCACCCGCUGAGCUCCGCCCGCUGGCGCCGCCCGCGUGUGGCCAAGCUGGCGAGCGCCGCGGCCUGGGCCCUGUCCCUGUGCAUGUCGCUGCCGCUCCUGGUGUUUGCGGACGUGCAGGAGGGUGGCACCUGCAACGCCAGCUGGCCGGAGCCCGUGGGGCUGUGGGGCGCCGUCUUCAUCAUCUACACGGCCGUGCUGGGCUUCUUUGCACCGCUGCUGGUCAUCUGCCUGUGCUACCUGCUCAUCGUGGUGAAGGUGAGGGCAGCGGGCGUGCGCGUGGGCUGCGUGCGGCGGCGCUCGGAGCGGAAGGUGACGCGCAUGGUGUUGGUGGUGGUGCUGGUGUUUGCGGGAUGUUGGCUGCCCUUCUUCACCGUCAACAUCGUCAACCUGGCCGUGGCGCUGCCCCAGGAGCCCGCCUCCGCCAGCCUCUACUUCUUCGUGGUCAUCCUCUCCUACGCCAACAGCUGCGCCAACCCCGUCCUCUACGGCUUCCUCUCCGACAACUUCCGCCAGAGCUUCCAGAAGGUUCUGUGCCUCCGCAAGGGCUCUGGCGCCAAGGACGCUGACGCCACGGAGCCGCGGCCAGACAGGAGCCGGCAGCAGCAGGAGGCCGCGCCGCCCGCGCGCCGCACCGAAGCCAACGGGCUUAUGCAGACCAGCAAGCUGUGAGAGUCCAGGCGGGGGGUGGGCGGCCCCGUGUCACCCCCAGGAGCGGGGAUUGCACUGCGGUGACCCCCACCCGUGACCUGCCAGCUCCCCAGCGGUGGUGUGAGGACAGAGCUGGCUGAAGCCAGGCUGGGGUGGACACAGGGCAGUAGGCUCCCCACAGUGACCGACCACCCCCUCUAGCCGUCUGCCACACGGCGGGGGCUCCCGGGAGGUGGGGGAGGUGGCCAGGCCUGUGGGGGGCUCCACCGUGCCGUGCAAGUGCUCAGGGCCACCUCACCCUCCGUCCGGACCCAGCCCAUGCCGGCCUUCCCUCUGGGGAGCGACUUUUCCAGAAGGCCGGCCAGGCGAGAGGGUCUUCCUGAAUGCAGAGCUGACCUGCGUGGCCCACCAGCUGUGUGUGCCCUCAGGUCAGUUCCGAGCCACCGGGUCCACGUACGAGGCUGCUCUGCUAAAUUAAAGACACCCGAAAGCGCUUGACUCAAGUCCCCGGAGUGCCUGGCCAGGGCCCCAGCCCCUCGCUUGCCCUGCACUGUGUGGACUCUGGGGAUGCAGGUGUAAGGGGAGUGUGGCUGAGCGGCCCCGGGUCAUCCAGGGUCACACCUGUCCUGGGGGCCCCACCCUGCUGCCCGACACCCCCCACGGGAUGCUGCGGGCGGCAGUUGCUGUCUGAGAGAGGGGAGUGGGGGUGCUUGGGUGCUGGCCCAGCCAGGGGUGAGGUGGGGAGGCGGCUGGUGCAGAGGAGAGCCGGGGGCUGAGGUUGGGGUGGAGGCUCCAGCCCCCCAGGCCCCCAUCUGGGGGUGCAGAUGGCUGUGCUAUGCUGAGAUUGGUUCUGUCUGGAGGGGUCCAGUAUGGGGUCCCUGGUGGCACUAGGGAGAGGUGCUCCUGCUGGAGGAGGACCUGAGGGUCAGGGGCUGGAGAGGACAGGGAACCUGCGGCCGUCUCUUCUGCUUUGGGGCAGGGGCUCUGGCCUGGGAGAGGGAACAGGGACAGGAGCAGAGGACGGUCAUCCAGGCGCAGCGGGGAGCUGCUCCCCAGGCCACAGCAGAUAGCACUGCUGAGAGGCGGCGGCAACGUGGGCGACGCAAAUGGCAGGCCCUGGGAAUCCCGCCGCCCCCCACCUAGAAUUGUCCCACCUCCCCCACCCCAAACACCAGCUUUUCCUGGCGCCCCAGGCCCAGAACGUGGGCCCAGAGAGCCUUGCUGGGGUCUCUGGGGCACGUUGGCCUCGCUCUGAGGCUGGAAGGAGAAGGACCAGGGUGCGGCAUCGCUCGGCCCCAGGGACCCCUCUGCCCUGCCCAGCACUGGCCCCAACCCGUGCUCCCGCCGUCUGCCCAGAGCAGGACCUCAUCCUCCCGGAGGGCACAGGGAGCGGCUGAGCGGGCACAGAUCCUGGCAGGCGAAAGGCCCAGGCUGAGGCCAGGCCUGGGAAACAUCCGAGCAGUGAGGACACGCGUGUUUGACAACUGCUCCCCUGAAUAAAUGCGAGGAUAAAUGUUUGAUUCUUUCCCCGAGCAAAUAUUGUCCCUGGAGCCGAGUGCAGCCAGUGCAGACAGAGUGAGCGGAGCCUGGGCUCCCCCGAGG